This is a messenger RNA of Heterocephalus glaber (naked mole-rat), 8768 nucleotides long. It is a transcript of the gene Tmed8, whose product is annotated as transmembrane p24 trafficking protein family member 8. Lineage: Eukaryota; Metazoa; Chordata; Mammalia; Rodentia; Bathyergidae. The record is from RefSeq and is a predicted model, not a curated record.
GCGUUUGGAGUCCCGCAGCCCGCCGAGGGUCGGCGGGCGGCGUCGGUGACGGCCCGGCAGUGGAGGGAAGCCGGGCGGCCUUCUCAGGUUCUCCAGUCUCCCAGAGGAAAACGAAAUCAUUCUUUGUAUCAUGAGACUCUCUGAGGCAUACAUGUUGCAUCACUUAAGGCAGAGAAUGAAGAUGUAGAAAACACCAAGACCACCUCUUCAUUGGCUUCUGUCUCUGAUCCAGCACCCCAUUCCUCACCUCACAGCCCUUAAAUUGACAUGCUCUCAUCCUCUGAGAGGCCACAGAUGGUAUCUCCAGGGAGUAAGGAUGCCACGGAAGAUCUACGCAAAGCAGCCAGUGCCUUGGAAAAUCAGGCUUUGGUGGAACAGGAUUUACUGCCUGCAAACCAGGGCCAGAUCUUCAACAAGAGUUCUAUUAUGCAGAUGGCCAAGUACCAAGUUCCAAAAAGAUCUGGGGACAUCAUUAUGAUCCAGUCUGAGCAUACAGGAACCAUAGAUGUUCUUUCAUCUGAUUUGGAAUCUGCAGAUCUUCUGGGGGACCACAGGAAAGUCUCCCCACCUCUGAUGGCUCCUCCAUGCAUCUGGACCUUUGCCAAGGUGAAGGAAUUCAAAAGCAAGCUGGGCAAAGAGAAGAACAGCCGUCUGGUAGUGAAGAGGGGUGAGGUGGUGACCAUCCGGGUACCUACCCAUCCAGAGGGGAAGCGUGUCUGCUGGGAGUUUGCGACUGAUGACUAUGACAUUGGAUUUGGAGUUUAUUUUGACUGGACCUCUGUUACCAGCACCGAUAUAACUGUGCAGGUCAGUGACUCCAGUGAAGAUGAGGAGGAAGAAGAUGACGAGGAGGGCAUUGAAGAACCUGUUCCUGUGGGAGAUGUGGAGAGAGGUUCCAGGAGCUCCCUGCGGGGUCGCUACGGGGAGGUCAUGCCUGUGUACCGACGAGACAGCCACCGAGAUGUGCAGGCUGGCAGCCAUGACUACCCUGGUGAGGGCAUCUACCUGCUCAAGUUUGACAACUCCUACUCCCUGCUACGCAACAAGACUCUCUACUUUCACAUCUACUACACUAGCUGAAGGACUCUGGGAUGGGGGCAGGCCAUAUUUUCUGGCUGAAGCAGCCUACGAGCUGGUGCCUCUUGUUUUGGAUAGGCAAGACAAGAGCUGAAAGUUUGUGUGAGGCUCCUGGGCCUCAUGCCCUGCCUGGCAUGCCUGACUGUUGACCUCACAUAGCCUUUUCCCCUUCUUGGCUUCUGCAGUUGGUGGUAUAGUGCCCCUGUUCUGUGGUCCCUGACUCACGCUCUUGUUGCUUCAAAUUCCAGCGAAAUCCCUCUCUGAAGGAACCUACCAGGCAAAAGCCUAAAAGGAAGUAGAAUGUUAUCUUUUAAAAAUGGAUUUGUGUUGGUACAAGGCUUAUCAUUCAGAUUGCUGCUUGCUCCCGUAAUGCCAAUGCAUUUGGUGGCACCCACCCUCUUUACUUUUUGAGGUGCCAGAAGAGGGGAAAGCACAUUGUCUGCGAUGGAGAAAGCUCUGUCCAGCUUCUCACCACUGCCAUAUUCCUGCCUGCUGGGUAUUCUUGGUCUCUAGCACAGAAUGGGAGACCUCACUGCCUUGGAGGAAUAUUAUUAUUAUUGGUAGUUAGACUCCUUUUCUUUUUCCUGAGUCUGUGUUUUUGCCACACAGCAAGAACUUUUCAUGGAAUCUAAAGUGAUGAUCAGUGUAACCUAAGAUCUUCUGGGAAGAAAAUUGGCCUCUGUCAUUUCUUGUUUCAAGAACUAGUUUCCUUUACCAAGGGUACCAGAAGUUAAAUGCAGAAAGGGUGGAAAUUAGGUACUGAAUUGAUCUCAGAACCUACACCUUUGAAAGUCAAGUGUUACUCAAUUUUUGAAAUAUAUAUAAUUAAAGAAGGAAUGAUAUUAUUUGAAAGAAAGAGUUCAAAAAAACACUCCCAAUUCCCCACUUUUUUUUACCCCUCCUGUCUUUAUGGUGGGAGUGUUAUGUAGAAAUUUUUCUUUGGAACCAAAUGCAGUGCAACCCAAUCAGGUGUCCAAAGUUUCUGGACUUAGGUUUUUUGCAUUGUGGGCUUAAAGUUUUUGGUGUUCGGAGUCCCUUAGGAAAGGUGAUAAUGAAACAUCACUGUUGCUGCUGAUUGUAUGUGUUCUUUACCUGACCAAAGCUUGCAUUUCCCUGGUGGCAGCCUUUCUUACUCUGUUCACUCUGAUGCUCAGGAGCACCAGGGAGUGCAGCUGGUGCUGCACCCAGUGCUGAGCACCAGGUGCCAGGGCCUCAGAUGGAGAAGGAACACCAGAUGAGGUGAGGCUCUCGGCAGUCGAUUGUACCUCCUUAUUUUUCAUUCCUAUAUUAAGUCUGUUAUUCCCUUCCAAUUUUGAAUAACUAGAUUUAUUUAUUACUUUACUUAUUUAUUUUAGCAUAUUUCAUUUUGCCUUUCAAACCAUUUCCAUCCGUUUCUCAGAAGGCUUCCCAUCUGCUCAGAGCCACAGAGGCCACUGCUUUUACAGAGUUAAAAUGAUAAUUGUAGAAGAAUGUGGGAAGCGAUUAAGUUCAUUCCUGCAGGUCAGUCCUGUGAUACUCUGGGAGGAGUCUGCUCCUUCAGACAUGGAUGACACUAGCCUACCCUAUAUUUAGGUACAGCCCCGCGCUCCCUGUGAGGAAUUCCAAGUUGUGAUGGAAUCCACCCAUUUGCUGGGAUUUGAGUGCAAAGGAACUAACUGGCCAAUCAGUGACUAGCUAAUCACUGUGAUUCCAGGAUUUCAUAGUCCUUUGCCUCCUCUGACUCCUGUUUCAUGCAGUUUCCUUUGGCUCAUGCCUUCAUUAUAUGGAUGCCUUGCACUCUCCCUAUAGAAGCAGUCACUGUAAGAGCAGGACUCCCCUCAAUAGUUCUGUGGUAGCAUAUUGUCAGGAGCAAAAGGCAAUACAUCCUGACCCUCUGUCCCCUGGAAGCAAAGCCCCAAGAAGAAUAGCAUGUUGUGGAUGGCCUUAGCAUUCCUAUUCUCUCAGCAGCAUCAUACUUCCAUUAUUUAAUCAUCAUAGAUGUAUUUUGGGGUUUUUUUUUCUUGUCUUUCUUUUUUUUUGCAGUACUGGGGAUCAAACUCAGGACCUUGUGCCUGCAAGGCAGGUGCAGUACCACUGAGUUAAAUCCCUGGCCCUGUAGAUGUAUUUUAUAGAUUACACUGGGCAAAAUUUAUAUACAUUGUGAUAAAUUAUUUCAGUGACUGUUUGGGCAGUGAAAAGCAAACUUGCUAUGCAUCAUCCCAUCAGAUAGCUGGGUGAUCACUCUUUCAUCACCGAAGUUGAAUCAUGCCUUAGCUAAUUGAAUAUAAUCUUUGUUAAACAAUUUUCUACUAUGCUGUUUUCCAGUCAGCAAAAGCCUUGCUUAUUUUUCCUGUUUAUUAUCAACUUCUGAGUUUCUUUCAAAAUGGAGCUAUCAGGUCAUACAUAGUAAGCUCCCAAGGAUAAUACGUAUUAAUUUUUACUUUUGCCAUGGAAUUGUCUUUGCUUAUUUUCUUUUGAAUCCUAGUUUUGUUGCAUCAGGGAAGCCGAAGACUUGAUCUCAUCACUUUCAUGUGCCUCUUACUGUCUGGUCCCUUUUGAAGUUCUGGGCAUUAUAUUCCUUACUGUUUUUUUUCUCAGUGGGGAUUCUUUGUUCCAUUAACACAAAAUAGCUAGAAGAAGAUAUUUGCACUGUUGAAUGGAUUCACUCUUCUCAUACUAAAAUUCUAAAAUAAUUGAACUUUAGGAACAAAAUAUUUACUGAAGCACAGGUAAUUACUGAGAACUUAUGGCCCAGCAAAUUCUAGAGGUGGUCGCUUCCUCAGUCCCUUCCUGUUCAAGUUUAUAGAACCAAACAAUGAAAAAUCAUUUGCCUUCAUGCUACUCUGUUCCCUAGAGCACAAUUAAAUAUUAAGAAACAGUUAAAUUGCUUCAUAGUAUGGGAGAGAUUGAAUUCUCUACACAGAGUGGCUGGGUUCUUAAAUUUCUUUAGUUUGUUUAGUUUUGCUACUUUGUUGAGAGAUGAAACUUUUAGAAAAAGAAAACUUUUGGCCUUGCAAGUACAAGGUUCUGAGAUCAAUCCCCGGUAUCAGAAAAAAAAAAAAAAAGAAAACUUUUUUUUUUUGAGACAGGGUCUUGCUAUUAGUUCAGGCAGGCCUUGAAAUCACUAUGUAGCCCAGGUUGGCCUGGAACUUUCAGCAAUCCUCCUGGGAUUACAGGCCUCAGCCUCCCAAGUGCUGGGAUUACUGGCAUGUGCCACCAUGCCCAGCUAGGAAGACAUAUUUAAAGUGUUAUUUUUUCCAGCAUUUUAUUGUGAAAAUUCUCAACAAAUAAAAAAAGUAUAAACACACACACAUAUGGCACAUAAAAUUUAAAAUUAUCAACUGCUAAUUUUUUUUUUUUUUGAUACUGGGGAUCAAACUCAGGACCUUGUGCUUUUGAGGCAGGCACCGGAACCACUGAGCUAAAUCUCUGGCCCCAUCAAUUGCUAAUUUUUUUUUUUUUGUUUUGGUUUAGGGUUUUUUUGAGACAGGAUCUCACUAUGUAGUUCAGGCUGGCCUUGAACUCACUGUGUAGCUCAGGCUGGCCUCAAACUCAUGGUGAUCCACUUGCCUCAGCCUCCCGAGUGCUGGGAUUAUAUGUAUGUGCCACCGUAUUUGGCUUUUAACUGCUAAUUUUUAAAUAAGGAUAAUUUCAACCCAUUUCUCUUGGCAAGUGUCAGUCAGAGAAUGUUUCCUAUGCAUAUCAAGUCUCCUGUGUCAGAGAGUCUUGGUUUUUAGCAGGCCUGUUUUAUCAACGUAGUUUACUUGGGAUGUCACUAGUCUUGGUCUCCCUCUUUCAAAACUUGUGCUGAAUUUCUCCUUUUCCUCAGGCUAUGAUUUCCACCAUUUUCCUUUCUAAUUGGCAUGUCAGUGUGAAGGUACUUGAGAAGCUGCUCUGGAGACUUUUAUUCUAAUCUGUGUUGCUUUAUGAUACAUCCUCAGGACUCUGAAAUUCAAACUCAAUCCUUAGAUAACAGUAGCUUUAUUACAAGUAGAUAGCAACUUGAAAUUAGAAUAUUUUUUCUUAAUGAAUUGAUUCAUGCACUUUAAAAAAUAUUUUUAUCUGUUAUUUAGGAAAGCAAAAUGGACUUUUAAAAGUGUUUAUUGUCCCAUUAUAAUGUGGAUAUGGAAGAACUACAUCUGUAAGCUCAGUAAGUCUUAUGUUAGUCAAUGGAAUUAGAUAUUGUGAAAUUUAUAAUAUGUAAAUUUAGAACAUAAAAUUUUUGUUGAGCCCCUAUUUAGUCCCGCUUAAGAGGAUUAAGGAAAAUCCAAACCCUGAAGUCUGUAUUUUGUAUAUAUUUUUAAAGACCAUUUCUCUGCAGAAACUUGCCUUUUAACCUCAAAGUCUGUGGUUUUAAGAUUUGGCGUUGAGUAACUCCAGUAUACACAUAAAAGUUUUUUGUUUCAGUGGAGAAUGAGAGAGGGGCAGAGGUUGAAACAAUUUUGUGCCACCUGAGAACUGCCUUUUAAAUUGAUAGCAAGGACUAAGAAAACAAAAGGGGAAAGCAAAGGUCUCAAACAUAUUUAAGAAUUUUGCUUUUAUCCUAAUUUAAUUUAAUAUGUUACUUUGCAUUUUGUUCAUUAGAAUUGUUCUAAUGAAGUCUUACUGGUUCUCCUUGGGUAUGUUAAGAAUUCCCAAGUUCCUUUAUGGUCUUUCUAACAGUAUCAACUAAAAAAAUUCUUUCCUUUUUGCAAUACUGGAGAUUGAAUCUAGCCCUUUUAAUUGAUUUUUUGCUUUGAGACAGGGCCUAAGUUGCCCAGACUGGGCGUCAAUUUGCGAUCCUCCUGCCUCAGCCUCUCAGAGUGCUGGGAUUACAGGCAUGCCCCACCACACUCAGAUUCAACUAGAAAUCUUUUUGAGUAGGACUCCUCUGCUAAAUGUAAUGCUAACCUGAGGAUUAAUUUCAUCUCUUUGUUCUUUGGGAUUUAAGAGUAAUGCCAUGGAAAAGAUAGAUAGAAAAAGGCUGAGAGGAGUUAAUUCCAUCUGUGGUACUGUAGUCACAAUUGGUUUUGGAUAAGGAUGAAAUAAGUUCAUUUGAUCAUCAUUACCUAAGAGCCUAAACUGUAUGAAUGGGUUUGGAUCAUUUCAUUGUAGGCCCAAUGAAAGCCCGCCACAUUGGCAACUGUAACCUAUGUGAGAUGGUUGCACACAAAGCCGUAAGUUGAACACACCACACACAGUUUUUUCUCCAUCAUAGGACCUCUGUUUAGUUUCCCUUGGGGGCUAAAAGAUGCACAUCAACCUGUUUAACUAGUUUCUAAGUGUAGAAUACCUAGAUACCAGAAUCUGCUGGAAGAGGGAAGAGUAGCCAUCCCUGCAUUCUUGGUGGUUCUGUCUGAAGGAAGGUAAUUCCAUUUCGUUGCUGUGUGACGGGUAGGUAGCUUGUUAAAGGAUGUAUGUUCUUUACGGAGUGUAAGUCCUUCUAUCCAUUGUGUGUUUGUGCUCAGGGAGUCAUCACAUGUGCUUCUUUGGAGAGUAGGAAAUGAGUAUCAAAAGCCAGUCAUAAGUAUCUGCUUUCCAGUGACCCAAGUACUCUUGUUUCCUGGUGGCCUCUUUUUGGGAAUAGAAGGAGACAUUCAGGCAAGAACUGCUUUGGCUGUGUGUGCAUAUGGUGAUGGUCAGUGGCAGCCCUUUGCUCCAUGGAACUCCUCUAGCACUAUGUAAAUCCCUAAAUACUAUCUCAGUUAUUGUAGGUGAGAAGUUAGGCUGGAGUAUCUGACCCAAAGGUUAGAAAACUUUACUAAGCACUGCAUGGCCAGAUUUCGGAAUCGCUGCACUCUGGAGUGUGCAGUGUUCCCACUUGACCAGGAACACAGAGGCUCUCCUGUUUGAAAACUCCUUGUAUUGACACUAAGAAAACACAGUUAAUAGCCUAGAGCUCGAUAUAGUAUGGACAGCACGGCUCCUUUAAAAAUUUUCAUUCUUCACAAACUAAGUCCAAAGGCAAGACAAGAGGCUUUAAAGUUGUUUGUAAUCCUGGUCACUGAUUUGAACUCCUGAUCUGAUUUCUGUUAUAUGUACCGUACUUUCUUAUAGGCCCCAGGCACGUAGAUCGCAUUUCAUGUCAUUACUCUUCUUUAUUCUAAGACAGUGAUCCUGAACCUUUUAGAGCUUACAGUGAUACAAACAGCCCACUGUGGCACACGUACUGUAAGUUUGCCACCACUGCUCUAAGAUAUAUUGAAAACAUGUCCUAGAAAUUUAGAGAUAUGGGCUAUUUUAUGAAAUUUCACAGUUUUCUUAUCAUUGAAACAGAUUGUUUUGUUUUAUUUAAGUGUAAAAAAUAAAAUAUAUGAAAUUACUUUCAGGGACUGUAUUUUCUAAAGUUUUGAUAUAGGAUUAUAAACAGUUCUGAAGUUUUGGGUUGAAAUACAUUGUAUAUAGCAGCGAUGGUGAACCUUUUAGAACUUUCAAUGAUCCAAACAGCCUGCUACAGCAUGCGUGCCAUAGAUUUGCCACCACUGGUAUAAUACUGUAUACCAGUGGUAUAUAGUGGUACUGAAGAGCCCUGUCAAUUUAAGGGUCUCUCUUCUUGAACUUUCUUCAUCACUCAGGGUUGCAAUGCCUAGUCUGCAAUAUCCUUUGUUACAGAUUGUUAUUGUUGAUUUUAGGUUUGGACCAUGAAUCAUCUGGAAGAUACCUUAAUUCCUUCUCUUAUGUCCUAAACAGUACAUUUUACUUUAGAAGUCCAUGUUAAAAAUACCACUUGUCUCUUCCUGAGAUUUUUUUUUUUUUUGGUACCAGGGAUCGAACUCCGGUCCUUGCGCUUGCAAAGCAGGCAGCAGAACCACUGAGCUAAAUCCCCGGCCUCUUCCUGAGAUUUUGUCCCAUGAGUUAAUUAGCUUUCAUUGAACCAAGCUGAGUUAUUUCCAUUUACCCAUGUUGGAAAACAAGUAAAGUCUAUAGAAAGCAAGUAGUCCUGUGAUCCAUGACUCUGGUACAACCAUUUUCCCUUAAUAAUAAUGGGAAGUGUUUUGAAAUUCCCAGAAGAAAUGCUGGGAUGCUUUACAUUUAAAAAAAUCAUUUAUAAAUGCUUAGUAAUCAAAAUAGUGCAUCCUAAGAAAGACUUUGGGUAAGGAUAAUGGGAAUACAGGACGGUGCUUGAAGAUUUCCUAAACUACUUUAUGCCACUUAGCUUAUAUUUCUGAAGGAUCUGCUUUGUUGCUAUGUACUCAUCUAUCAGUUAAUUGAAAGUAAUGUUUUCUAAAAAAAAAUAAUAAUAAUAAUUUUUCUUAGUCAAUAUUUAAGCAGUUACCAACCGUGAAGACAGUCUUUCCCUUCUGUUCUACAUCAUACACUGAUGCUGACAUUAAAAAAGGGAUGUUGAAGGAGAACUGUCUCAGCCUUGUCUUUUUUCUUUAAAAUACAAAAAUAUCCUAAUUAAUCAUUUAUUGUAGUCAACUUGUUUUAUAUGUCACCCUCUCGAGAAAUGCUGUCAAUAUCAACAAUUUCUAUGUUAAGAACCCCAAACUGUUAACUUAAUCCUUAUGUCCUGCUGAGUGGCUUUUCAUUUAAAAUACCAGAUUUUAUCACCCUGUGGCACUCAGUGUGUUGCUGUGAUACACUGAUGAUCCCAGCUAUGUUCUUUAAAUAGCUUGGUUCUUGUGUUUUUAUAUUAUGUAACAAUUUUGUGAUGCUUUUGUGCAUUCUUUGUCUUCUCUUCAGAGUUUUGAAAUCUGUCAUAAAUAAACUUUUUCACUGUGCACCUGAAA